Molecule: messenger RNA, 170 nt
Organism: Racocetra fulgida
Lineage: Eukaryota; Fungi; Glomeromycota; Glomeromycetes; Diversisporales; Gigasporaceae
Source: the annotation of a GenBank genome assembly
GAAAAGAAGGAGAAGGGCGUUGAUUUUUUAAUUAAGUCAGGAAAUAAAAAAAUUUUAAGAUACUCGUGUGAUGACUUGGAGUUAUUGACAAGAAGCAAAGGAGGAAACACAUAUCAUUCCACUGAAGAAUGGGUGACAGAUGAGGAUGUGACAUUGAGAGAUGGAGAGAA